Molecule: messenger RNA, 1658 nt
Organism: Periconia digitata
Lineage: Eukaryota; Fungi; Ascomycota; Dothideomycetes; Pleosporales; Periconiaceae
Source: the annotation of a GenBank genome assembly
UCCAUGGACCCUCCCCGUCCACACGUCAUGCUCCCAUGUUCACAGUCAGGCGGCAACUGAGCAAUCGCUUGCCCACUUGCAUAUCCUCAAUUGGACGCUCCUACCACGGCUUUCCCGUCAUGGCGAAUCGAGACUACGCAGCGGCCGUUGCGGCCCUCAAUACGCUGCAGUCCAACUUCUCCAUUGUCGACGCCAUCCGGAAGUCGGGCAAGGGCAUGAACAAGCAGGCCAUCCCCGAGAUGAUUGAGUGGUGUCGCAAAAUUGGAUAUGAGCCCUCCGAUUUCGACCGCUUGAAGCCCAUUCACAUUGCCGGAACCAAGGGGAAGGGCUCUACGAGUGCCUUUGUUUCCUCCAUCCUCUCGCAAUACCUUCCUUCCACACCCGACCCUUCCACCCGACCCUCCAAGACGGGACUGUAUACGUCACCCCAUCUGCGAUUUGUACGUGAACGAAUACAGAUCAACCAUGAGCCCAUAUCCGAGGAAAUGUUUGCCAAAUACUUCUUUGAGAUUUGGGAUCGCCUGGAGGCGGCAUCAAAGGCAGCCGGCACCCCCGCGGAUGCGCCUACGAAACCAGUCUAUUUUCGAUAUUUGACCCUCAUGGCUCUUCAUGCUUACUUAGAGGAGGGUGUUGAUACGGCUAUCAUGGAAUGCGGUAUUGGAGGGGAAUACGAUAGCACCAACAUCUUGACAAAGCCAUCGGUCACAGCUGUCACAAGCUUGGGAAUUGAUCAUACGGCUAUGCUUGGAACCACUUUGCCCGAAAUUGCCUGGCAUAAGGCAGGCAUCUUCAAACCAGGUGUUGUUGCAUUCACCGCACCCCAGAAAGAGGAAGCCAUGACUGUACUCCAAGAACGAGCCGCGGAGCGGAACACAGCGUUACAUGCCAUUCAGGUCCAUCCCGCCCUGAGCAACAAUGAAAUCAAGCUUGGUCUUUCCGCCGAGUUCCAGAAAAUCAAUGCUUCAGUCGCCAUAGCAGUUGCUGCUGCUCACCUUCGCUCUCUCGGGCAUACUUCUAUUCCAGACCCGACCAAAACACCGCACAUCGACUUGCCCUCCCAGUUCAUCAGAGGAUUGGAGAGUGUGCGCUGGCCAGGUCGCUGCGAGGUGCGACGUGAACCAGAAAUAGCAUGGCAUAUUGAUGGUGGUCAUACUUUGGAGAGCAUCGAAGUGACGGGUCGCUGGUUUGCUGAGCAGAUGGCUUUGUCCAAGGCCUCUCCGAUAUCUUCAACACCACGCGUUCUGAUUUUCAAUCAACAGACGCGUGACGCAGGCGCACUCGCGAAAGCCCUCUACGCGGCCCUUCAAACGGGUAUAACAUCCGGAACUACAUCACCCUUUACCCAUGUUAUAUUCACCACGAACCAGACCUUCAAUGAAGGCUACAGACCGGAUCUCGUGUCAAUCAACGUGAACCAGCAAGACGUUGAUACGUUAGCGGUGCAAAAGGCACUUGCAUCCACAUGGUCGGAUGUUGAUGGCACAGCCAAUGUGUCAGUCGUCAAAACAAUUGAGGAAGCCAUAACAGCAGCGAGAGGCGUUGCGAGUGAAUGGUCCGGGAAGCAUCCCGAUGAGUCAGCAAUCAUGGUAUUGGUCACAGGGAGUUUGCAUUUGGUGGGCGGAGCGAUCGAGGUACUGGAAACCGUUACGAAGUCAUAA